AUGUAGAUCAGCCAGAAUCUGAGGAGAUGCAUCAACUUUCACAAGGUGGUUUAAUAGUUAUAUGAGUCAGGAGAAAUAAAUUUCAAAGAAAAGAAUAAACUUAAAACUGAAUUCAACACCAACAAUGAAGACAUAUUGUAUUUGAUAGAGGAAGACAUGGACAAGGAGGAUUUUAAACAAUAGUUAGUUGAAUACAUUAAAUCUAAGCAUUAAUCUUUUAAAAUACCCAAUUCCCCUGGUCUUAGAAGAAAGUCACUACUAUCUGAAUCCAGUCCUACCAUUGGCAGAAAGAGUGGCUUCUCCAAAGAAAGCAAAAUCACAGAAGAAGAAUUGAUUGACCACAUUACUAAGCUUAGAGAAGCACUCUUUGAAGUUUACCAAUCAAGAUCGAGUGCCUUCACAUUUUUAGUGUAGGAUCAUCUGAAGUCAUUGAGUCAAUUCAUUUCCAAAAUAUCUAACAAAAGUCCUUAGGCUUCCCUCAACUUACUCUAGGAAUAGAAUAUUGCUGAAGACAUUGAAUAAUACUAUAAAUAAUUGAAGAAUCAAUUUUUGAAUACGCAUUCUUUGUUAAUUAACGAUAACAUAGUUUCGGUUGCUUCCAAACUUGUGUAGAAUUUAUUGAAUUGUGAUGAAUUCACCUUUAUUAAUCCUCAGUAUGGAAUAUACGAUUCAACCAAAAAUUCUUUCAAUAAUAUUGAAUCCGAUGAUUAUUUGCAAGAUUUAAUAUCUGUGACCACCAAUGUCAAUCUGCUCACUGAAAAUCAAUCGAAACUCUCUCUAAUGUUCGCUUAGUAUAGCAGAACCUAUACUCUCAGAAUAUAGGAUGAGUGUUUCUUCUAUCAUCAAAGAUAAGUCAGAGAUACACUUCUAAAUUUGACAUUAGAUUACAAAUGUCUCAAUGAAGUUCAAAUAUUGAGUAAGUUAAUAUCCAAAGCAACCAUCGAAGCAAGAGUAUAAUUAAUUAGCCCUAUUCAAAUUGGAAAUAUGAUAAUUGAUAUAGGAGUGGAAUUCGUUAGAUGUAGUAAAUAUCUAUUUAUUAAUCAAAUCAUUAAUUUAUUGCGUACUAAAUACACAAUUGAAAAAAAAGAGGCUGAAAGUUAAGGGUCCUUUGGAUCCGUUUCAUGUACCAAUCUUUCUCCUACUAGCAAAUAGGCUAAGUUUACUAAAAUACAAUUUAAGGAUAUAUUGCCAAUAGAAAUUACUAUUAUUGGAAUAAAUUUAAAUAAGAAAGAUGACUUACAGAUAUAUAAGACUAUUACUAAUCUUUAUACCAAAUACUUAAAGUUCAUCGAGUUGAGUUACGAUAGGAUAAUAUUUUAUAAAUAUUUUAUUAAAUCCAAAGAUUCAAUAAUGUUGGAAUUCGAUAAAGAGGGCAAGUUGGCCUUUUUAUCCAGGCCAAUUCCUCCCUCUUUGAGUCGGGAAUUUUAGUUAAGCUAUUGCCCCAGAGGACAUUAUUAUCAAAUAAUAAAGAAUGAAAUUUUGUUGAAGGUGAUUGAACAACACUUGGAGAACAAAUGGAAUAUUUAAUAUACUGAUCAGUUGUAUGAGAUUUUUAUGAAGGCCAGAAAUAAGAAAUUCAAGGGAUUCGCCAUCAUAUUCUCCGAAGGAUUCUUACAAACAAGGAGUUUGGAGACUGAAGCCAAAAAGAUUAAAUUGAGAUAGGAAGCCACAUAGUACUUAUCGAAUUUAGAAUAAAACAAUCCAGAAAUAAAAGAUACGAUAUUGUCCUUCUAUAUUCCAUCACAGGUAUAAGUUCCAGGAAUUAUACACAAAAAGAAAAAGAGUAUGAUUAAUGGAUUGAUUGACACUAUCCAAAUAAAUUUAAUUGAUUUAGAGAGUAUUGAGAAAGAAGCCAUUUGUAUAGAUUAGAUAGACAGUUUCGAUUUCAAUAUAUUCAAAAUAGAAAACAAUUCGAUAGAGAAAUAAAGAAUAGUUUAUUAGAUAUUGAACAGAAAUAAUUUUAUUGAGAUAUUUGAGAUUGACAAAAACAGAUUAUGUGAAUUUUUGGGUGAAUUGGAAUAUCGAUAUGACAAACGUAGGAACCCUUUCCACAACUACAAUCACGGUGUGAAUGUCAUGCAUAGUUGUCAUGUUAUCAUGAAUAAAAUGAUCAAUUAACCACAAUACAAGGUACUCUUUGAUUAAUUAACUAAACUAUCCUUAAUCUUGAGUGGAUUGUGUCACGACGUAGGACAUACAGGCAGAACAAAUAUAUUUGAAAUCAACAAUUUUUCUGAAAAAGCCAUAAGAUAUCACGAUAAGAAUGUAUUGGAAUAAUACCAUGCUGCUACAGCACUGAAAUUGUUAUUGAAAGAAAGGAUGAAUUUCUUAAAGAAUGUAGACUUUAGGCAAUUUAGAGAAAAAUUUAUACAGAACAUCAUAUUCACUGAUAAGUAGGAACAUUUCAAUCUACUCAAAUUUUUUGAAGCCAAUAAUGAGAAAGAUAUUAAAAUUAUAACUGGAAUGAUCAUUCACACUUCGGAUUUUGCAGGGGCAUCGGCAAAGUGGCCUAUUUCUAAGUAAUGGUCUUUGAGAGUGAAUCAGGAGUUUUAAGCGCAAUUUGAAGAGGAAGGAAGAUUAGGACUACCCUAAUAACCAUUUAUGAAGGAUUUAUAGAAGAUAUCUGUUUUGUCGAAAUCAGAAAUAGGGUUCUAUAAAUUCUUUGUUCGUCCCUUGUAUGUAUCAUUGUCUAAAUUUAUGGAUCAUUAAUUAUAGGAUAGAAUCGAUAAUAUUGAUGAAACCAUUAUCGAAUGGGAUUCUCUGGCAUCUUAAGAGAAUCAAUAACAAUGA
Paramecium tetraurelia is the source of this 2790-nucleotide messenger RNA. RefSeq lists its product as uncharacterized. Gene Ontology annotation, molecular function: 3',5'-cyclic-nucleotide phosphodiesterase activity. The record is from RefSeq and is a predicted model, not a curated record. The transcript has 3 exons. Lineage: Eukaryota; Ciliophora; Oligohymenophorea; Peniculida; Parameciidae. Gene Ontology annotation, biological process: signal transduction.